CCUCAGCCCGGAGAAGUGUCACCGGCCCCCGGGCUCACACACGCUCAUCCACCGGUGGAGACGGAGAAAAGACAGCGGCAGGAAGAGGAGCGGCGCCAGGUGAAAUGGACGAACCCUCGGAUCAGAUGAGGCCCCUCCUGAGAUCAGGUCUAGACGAAGAGGCGAUUGUUGACCAUGGAAAGACAAGCUUCACCACUCACUCCAACUAUGAGACGGAAGAUUUGGAAAGCCACAGAGCCGUGUACGUAGGUGUCCACGUUCCUCUUGGAAGAGAGUCCAAGCGGAGGCAUCGUCACCGAGGACACAGACACCACCGGAAGAAAAGAGAGAGAGACGCUGACGAGGGGAAGGAAGAUGGCCGGGAAUCCCCAUCUUAUGACACUCCCUCCCAAAGGGUCCAGUUCAUCUUGGGUACAGAGGACGAUGACCUGGAGCACGUCCCCCAUGACCUCUUCACUGAGCUGGACGAGCUCUCCUUCAGAGACGGAAACAAUGCCACUGAAUGGAAGGAGACUGCCCGAUGGCUGAAGUUUGAGGAGGAUGUGGAGGAUGGUGGAGAGAGGUGGAGUAAGCCCUACGUGGCUACACUGUCGCUACACAGCUUAUUUGAGCUACGUAGCUGUAUACUCAACGGCACUGUCAUGCUGGAUAUGAGAGCCAACACUAUCGAGGAUAUCGCAGACAUGUUGAUAGACAGCAUGGUGGCGUCGGGCCAGCUGAAGGAGGAGCUCCGUUUCCAGGUGCGAGAAGCCAUGCUGAAGAAGCACCACCACCAGAACGAGAGGAAGCUCAGCAAUCGCAUCCCUCUGGUGCGCUCCAUCGCUGACAUAGGCAAAAAACACUCUGACCCGCUCUUGCUUGAGAGAAACGGAGAGGGCCUGUCCUCUUCCCGUCUUUCUCUCUUCAAGACAGGGGCAUCCUCCUCUGUCUCCAACCUGUCCCAGAGACGAGAGUCCCGAGUCUCCGUCCUGCUCAACCACCUCCUGCCCUCUUCUUACUCCAACUUCGGGUCCACCCCAGGUCUCUCGCCCCUCACCACCCCACAAAGUACCCCUUCUUUCUUCCGGCGCUCCUCCCAAAGCCCGCCAUGCACCCGUGGCACAGGCCCUGGCCCUCAUGGCAUCCCAGAGGUGGUGGUAUCGCCUCCAGAGGAUGACGACCCACCGAACUCUACAGAAGACAAGGCGGCAUCGCCACGGCUCAGCCGACGAGCAUCCUCGGCAUCCCAGGGCCUGGAGAUGCUGCCCUUAGAAGGACCCAUGGCGUCUCCGAACUCCUUCCCAAACAACCUGGAUGGCAAUAAGCCAGUGGAAAGGAGGCCAUCCAAAGUAGGGGUCAGUAGAGAAAGCAGCAGUGUCGACUUCAGCAAGGUGGACAUGAACUUCAUGAAAAAGAUUCCUCCGGGUGCAGAGGCUUCCAACGUGCUGGUGGGAGAAGUGGACUUCCUGGAGAAGCCCAUUAUUGCCUUUGUACGGCUGUCUCCAGCGGUCCUUAUCACGGGCCUCACAGAGGUGCCUGUCCCCACGAGGUUUCUCUUCCUGCUUCUGGGUCCUCACGGUAAAGGGCCACAGUACCAUGAAAUUGGCAGAUCAAUGGCCACACUCAUGACAGAUGAGAUUUUCCAUGAUGUGGCGUACAAAGCCAAAGACCGAACGGAUCUCCUCUCUGGGAUUGACGAGUUCCUGGAUCAAGUGACUGUCCUGCCUCCUGGAGAAUGGGAUCCCACGAUUCGGAUCGAGCCCCCAAAGAAUGUCCCAUCACAGAUGAAGAGGAAGAUACCAACCACGCUCAACGGGAGUGCGUCUCAAGCCGGAGACAUGGAAAAGGAAGAGGAACAUGAAUCAGGACCUGAGCUGCAGAGGACGGGGAUGAUAUUCGGGGGUCUGAUCUGGGACAUCAAGCGGAAAGCACCGUUCUACUGGAGCGACAUCCGGGACUCCCUCAGUCUGCAGUGUCUCGCCUCCGUCCUCUUCCUGUAUUGCGCCUGCAUGUCCCCCGUCAUCACAUUUGGAGGUCUGCUGGGAGAGGCGACCAAAGGCAACAUAAGUGCCAUCGAGUCUCUGUUCGGGGCGUCGCUGACCGGAGUGGCCUACUCCCUCUUCGCGGGCCAGCCCCUCACUAUUCUUGGCAGCACGGGGCCCGUUUUAGUGUUUGAGAAGAUCCUCUUCAAGUUCUGCACCGACUAUGGCCUCUCCUACCUGUCACUGCGAACCAGCAUCGGCCUGUGGACGGCCUUCCUGUGUCUGGUCCUGGUGGCGACGGAUGCCAGCUCCCUGGUCUGCUACAUCACCAGAUUCACGGAGGAGGCCUUUGCCGCGCUCAUCUGCAUCAUCUUCAUCUACGAGGCUCUAGAGAAGCUGUUUCACUUGGGGGAGAACUACCCGGUCAACAUGCACAGCGAGUUGGACAAUCUUACUCUGUAUUCGUGUCAGUGCUCUCCACCAGCCAACGUCACGUACGAGCAUGAGCAGAAGUGGAAUCAGUCGGGUUACGACCCAGACUCUGUCCCGUGGAGCAGCCUCAGUGUUUCGAUGUGUAAAACGCUGAAGGGGGAGUUUGAGGGUCCCGCCUGUGGUCACGAUGGUCCCUACAUCCCAGAUGUUCUCUUCUGGUCGAUCAUCCUCUUCUUCACCACCUUCUUCCUCUGCUCCUUCUUCAAGCAAUUCAAGACGGAGAGAUAUUUCCCCACCAUGGUGCGCUCCACCAUCAGCGACUUUGCUGUGUUUAUAACCAUCAUGGUCAUGGUGCUGGUCGACUAUCUAAUGGGCGUCCCAUCUCCCAAACUGAAUGUUCCUGACCGCUUUGAGCCUACUUCAAAGAACCGGGGCUGGCUAAUGGACCCGCUAGGAACCAACCCCUGGUGGACACUGCUGGUAGCUGCACUUCCUGCCCUGCUCUGCACCAUCCUCAUCUUUAUGGACCAGCAGAUCACUGCAGUCAUCAUCAACCGCAAGGAGCACAAACUCAAGAAAGGCUGUGGCUAUCACCUGGACCUGCUGAUCGUGGCCAUCAUGCUGGGCGUGUGCUCCAUUAUGGGCCUGCCGUGGUUUGUGGCUGCGACGGUCCUCUCCAUCUCCCACGUGAACAGCCUGAAGGUGGAGUCCGGCUGCUCGGCUCCCGGAGAGCAGCCCAAGUUCCUGGGCAUCCGAGAGCAGCGCGUCACCGGGUUCAUGAUCUUUGUCCUCAUGGGUUGUUCGGUUUUCAUGACCUCAGUGCUCAAGUUCAUUCCAAUGCCAGUGUUGUACGGAGUCUUUCUCUACAUGGGUGUCUCCUCCCUCAAAGGAAUCCAAUUCUUUGACAGAAUCAAGUUGUUUGGUAUGCCGGCCAAGCACCAGCCGGAUCUGAUCUAUCUCCGCUAUGUGCCGCUGUGGAAGGUCCAUGUCUUCACCCUGGUGCAGCUCACCUGCCUGGUGCUGCUCUGGGUCAUCAAGGCCUCUUCAGCGGCUGUUGUGUUUCCCAUGAUGGUUCUGGCGCUGGUCUUCAUCCGAAAGCUUCUGGACUUCUUCUUCACCAAGAGAGAGAUGAGCUGGCUGGACGACUUGAUUCCAGAAAGCAAGAAGAAGAAAGAGGACGACAAGAAAAAGAAAGCUCGGGAAAAACUGGAGGCCGAGGCCAGGCGGCAGAAAGAGGGGAUGGCACUGAAGGUCGGCUUUGAUGGAGCCAACCACCUCAGCAUCCCAGUGAAGACCCUCUCAGGGAGAUCAUACAGAAUAGGAGUAUUGACCCACAGCCUUCCAAUGGAAGAAGAGCCAGGAGAAGUUGGCCUGCGUUAGAGUGGACGUCAGCCCCGAGUCGCCUGCAGCAGGUUCCACUUCAGAGUCCUUCCUGUGAGCAAAGCAAGGCCCUCCUUCCCUCCUGGUUCCUUCUCGCACACCAACACUCCAUCUUUGUGGGAAAGAGGGGCGUAGACCUGAAGCAGCACAACCUGCCUGCAGAGCGGCCACCUCCAGGGGGCGGCGGACCAGCUCCCUCCCCUACACCCCGGGGCGGUGAGUCCUCUCCAGUCUUUUGAGGGGUGAAGCACAUAAUGUACAAAUAGCUGCCACGACGUGCUGUAGAGCGCACGCCUCCGAGGAACAGAGGAACCCUGCUGUCAACUGCCCACCGACGCUCACUGUUUAGGAACCCUCUCUAGCAAAUCGGCCGUUCAAACCACAGAUGCCAAAGGAAGGGGGCCUCCCUCCUGGGGAAUGUUGGACUGUGCGAAUUUGAUUUUAUUUUUUAACCCCUCGUGUAUUUUAAUUUCAAUUUUACUGUCUUUCUUUUAGCUGGUCUCAGUCCCGUAGAUGUCUGUGCGUUGUCCUGUCCUGUUUGUCUCUGUGUGUUCCAGGUCGAUUUAAGACCUUUUCGCUAAACGACACCAGCUUCUAACACACAUUCGAUAAUGAGGCCAUGUUGUGUUUCAGAAUUGGCCCGGCACACUACAGUACACGACACAAACCAAAACCCAGGUACGGUCAGUCAGACUCCACACGAUACCUGCAUACAUCUUUGUAGUCCUACUUACAAAUACCUUCUCCUUCCUCCAGGGGGAGCACUCAGUGUUCAUAUUGCUGCUUUGAAAGUCAGUCAGUUUAUUUUCACUGUAAACCUCACUGUUUAUACAAUAUCUGCUGUUAUAGAAUAUCACGAUAUGUAUGUAUGUAUGUAAACUGUGUUCUCUUCAUUUGAAACAUAUAGAAAACCUACUUCUGAGGCCAUAUUAAGUCUGUACUGUACAGUAAGCACUUUCCCCAGUAUAGAUUCUUACCUAGAAAAUGGAUUAUAUAGUGUGUUUAACGGAAAGGUUUCUUCACCCACCAAAUCUGCAGAGCUGUUCUUCAAAUGUCAAACAACUCAGGAAUCUCGAAGGAUUUCUGACUGUAGUAACUCGAUAUUUUUGUCACCAGGCGGCGAUAGUUAACUGUCCACUGUGUCCCUGUCAUCGCCGGUACCGCGACUAUUUUCAUAAAUGCUGUAAAUCAUUCAACCUAGAGGGUGCAGGAGAAAAGCAACAGUAUAUUUGUGACCCCCCCCCCCCGGUUAGUUGCACCUGUUUUUAUACUGUCUGUUAUAAUGUUAGUAAUAGUGUACGUGUGGUGUAAAGACUAGUGAACGUCUAGCGUUGCAAAAUCAUUUUAUGCAAGUCUACAGUAAGUGUAAAAAAUAUUCUAUUCUAUGAAGUUGUUCUUAUUUUUGCCGCGUGCAGUCGUGUUUUUAGCAAUAAGUGAGUGUUCCAUACUGUGGCAACGUGUGGACUCGUGACCCUGAGCUCAUGUUCGGGCAAAAGGAUAAUUAGUGAAACGAUUGUCGUGUCCGUUUUCCUCGGCUCUGUCUGUGUGUAGCUGCAGUGACUAUACGAACAAUAGCUUAUCUACGUGCCUUGUUGGAGAUCUUAAUGUACAAGUCUAAUAUAAGUGUUCAGAACAGAUGUACACACAUUUACAUACACAAACAAGAUGGCACACAAACGCCAAAGACUGACCAUGGUCACUUUACGCGGCUCAGUGUUAUGUUCGUCUGAAUGGGAUUCCACGUCCGAGUGAAGGUCGUAGCCUGAGCCACCGACUCGCACCAUGUGAUCUGUGUUAUCUUCCAUCUUCUGCUGUAACUCUACCCCGGCACAGUGUUUCUACUGCCACAGCACAAACGCUCUGUCAUCAGUAUUGAGGUACUGUGUUUUUGUUUUUUAUUAUUAUCAGUGAGUUGGGAAAUAACUUUACUGGCAUCCUCAAACAUGACGUUUACUCCAAAUCUUACUCUGAAAUCCUGGUUCUAGCUCUUUACAUGAUAAUGUAAUUUGUCCACCGACUUCUAACUUAUUAUUUCUUAAUUAUAUUCAUUAUUUUGAUUAUUUUUAUUUUUUUAAAGACCCAAUGUUCCCAUCAUCCAUCUCAUUAAGAUUUAUCACCUUAAAGAGGUGGACGAACUUCAUCAGCAACAAACCAUCAUCACAACGACAAUGCACACGAACAGACGUGACAUCAGUGACGCACACUGCCACCUGCUGUUGUCUGGAAUGAUGACUUCCGUGUCAUGGCUGUUUGAUGCAAAGCAAUAAAAGUGUAAACAUGGUGACUUCC
This is a messenger RNA of Platichthys flesus (European flounder), 6062 nucleotides long. RefSeq names its product sodium bicarbonate cotransporter 3-like. Gene Ontology annotation, cellular component: apical plasma membrane; basolateral plasma membrane; plasma membrane. The transcript is spliced from 26 exons. The coding region runs from base 105 to 3773 and encodes 1222 amino acids. Gene Ontology annotation, molecular function: solute:inorganic anion antiporter activity; sodium:bicarbonate symporter activity; monoatomic anion transmembrane transporter activity. Lineage: Eukaryota; Metazoa; Chordata; Actinopteri; Pleuronectiformes; Pleuronectidae. Gene Ontology annotation, biological process: regulation of intracellular pH; bicarbonate transport; monoatomic anion transport. The record is from RefSeq and is a predicted model, not a curated record.